CAGGCAACUGGGCAUCCACCCUUGCUCACACACUCUCCUGGCACCAUUCGAUGCCACCAGGCUGCUCGUAUAGGAUAUAGGAAGAAUGUUCAGAUGUUCCCACGAGAGCAACAUGAGGGUGUGCAGAUGGGGAUCAGUGGAACUACACCUGCAGGAGAAACUAGCUGAGGACUCUUUCCUGUAAAGCUGAGCUCCUACAGAUAAUACAGUGUUCUGACCCUGACUGGUUAUAGCAUAUACUUUUUUUUUUUUUUUUCUGGAGGUUGUGUUUUAAUGACUAAGCGUCCUUGAAAAAUAAGAAGCCAUGUCGACUGAUCAAGCUUUUCACCAAAGCGGUGUCUACAACUAUUUCCUGAACAUGGUGGCUUAUCAGAUAUGCUGCUGCUGUGGCCCAGCACCAUGUUCCCUGUGCUGCUCCUUCUGUCCGCCCGUCAAAUCAUCAACCAGCACGCGGAUCAUGUACACGCUAUUCCACAUCCUGGCCUGCACUGUCUCAUGCCUCAUGCUGUCUAAGACCGUGUCAGAGGCAGUGAGGGAGAAUGUGCCUUUUUUUAAUGUGGUGUGUGAUGAGGCUCAUGGUGGAGGAGACUGUCAGAUGCUGGUGGGCUACUCUGCUGUCUACAGGGUGUGUUUCGGCACAGCUUGUUUCUACUUGAUGAUGGCCAUCUUCCACAUUGAUGUGAAGUCUAGUCAGGAUUUCCGAGCCCUCAUUCAUAAUAGGUUUUGGUUUCUGAAGUUCAUCACCAUGCUUGGAAUGAUUGCUGUUGCCUUCUUUAUUCCCACAGAAUCCUUUUUGCAUGCCUGGCAUUAUGUUGGAGUAGUGGGAGGCUUUGCUUUUAUCCUCAUUCAACUCAUUCUCAUCACUGCUUUCGCUCAUACCUGGAAUAAAAACUGGUUAACCGGUGCAGCUGAGAAUAAGAGGUGGUACGUGGCAGUCAUGUGUGCUACCCUCUUUUUCUACACCAUCGCCACCAUGGCCUUCACAUUCAUGUACAAAUACUACACUCACCCAGCUGGAUGCCACCUGAACAAAGCCCUGCUAAGGACUAACCUGGCCCUCUGCACCAUCAUGUCUUUUAUUGCGGUCACUCCCUGUGUGCAGCAAAAGCAGCCCCGCUCAGGACUCCUGCAGGCUUCCAUCAUUUGCUGCUAUGUCAUGUACCUGACCUUCUCUGCUCUAUCCAGCUGCCCACCAGAGAAGGUGGAGUAUCAGGGGGUCAACAUGACGGUGUGCUACCCUAAAGUCAGCAGGGAUGAGAUUCAAAAUGAAGGCAAUGCUGUGGCCAUUAUUGGGGCUGCAAUCAUGUACUGCUGUGUUCUCUUUGCAUGCAAUGAGGCUUCAUACUUAGCUGAGGUCUUUGGACCUUUCUGGAUGAUAAAGGUUUACCGCUACGAGUUUCAGAAAGCCUCCUGUUGCUUCUGCUACCCAGAGGCUGAAGAUGAGGAAGAGUUUGUCAUUGAUGAGAACAAAGGCUGUCAGAAAGUCAUCCACAAUGAAAACCAGUGCGUUGCCUACAGCUACUUUUUCUUCCAUUUUGUUUUCUUUCUGGCUUCCCUCUACGUAAUGAUGACCCUCACUAAUUGGUUCAGUUAUGAGACUGCUGUGCUGGAGACCACCUUCACCCAUGGGAGUUACUCCACAUUCUGGGUCAAGCUGUCCUCCUGCUGGGCAUGUGUGGUUCUGUAUCUGUGGCUCCUCCUGGGUCCCCUGUGCCACUGCCAGUCUGAUCACAAACAACCUCGCCGCGCUCGCAUCAAGAGACGGGCUGCCUCCCACCGCCACGUUAGCGUUAGCGUGUGAAUUACAGACUGUUCAACGGUGUCAAAGACAUUGGGGCUGGGUGCAGGUUACUGGAGAUUUCCACUGCAAAGGAAAUGGGUCACGGUGGAUCCACUGAAGAGAAGACGUUAGUUAAAUGAACAUUGAUCCUCCAGAUAAUCCUGUUAGGAUUAAAAUCACCAGCACUGUGAAUGCAAUUCAACAUGGGAACAGAAAACGUUAACCAUGUUUAAGACUGUACAAGCAUACCUUUAGGGGAUGUGUAACAAUUGCCAAAAGGAACAUUAACAUUUUCUGGACAAGCUGGAUGUCUGUACAUUUAGUGUUUUUUUUUUCUAAAAUGUAGAAUAAUUUUUCAUUGGCUUACAGCAUAGAUAUAUGGAAACUACCUGAAAUAGGCUUUUUCCAAUUUAAUUUAAGCUUUUGUUAUAUUUAUGUAUAUUAAGUUGGAUAAAUUAUGUGAGCACUGCUUUAUUUCAUUGAUCUGUGGCUUGUACGUAUGUAUGUAUAUGUGUAUAUAUGUGUGU
Sinocyclocheilus anshuiensis is the source of this 2307-nucleotide messenger RNA. Its product is annotated as serine incorporator 4-like. The record is from RefSeq and is a predicted model, not a curated record. Gene Ontology annotation, cellular component: membrane. Bases 305 to 1801 code for a protein of 498 amino acids. NCBI's taxonomy places the organism in Eukaryota, Metazoa, Chordata, Actinopteri, Cypriniformes, Cyprinidae. The transcript has 12 exons.